Molecule: messenger RNA, 2480 nt
Organism: Podarcis muralis (Common wall lizard)
Lineage: Eukaryota; Metazoa; Chordata; Lepidosauria; Squamata; Lacertidae
Gene: PNP
Product: purine nucleoside phosphorylase
Biological process (GO): nucleoside metabolic process
Cellular component (GO): cytoplasm
Molecular function (GO): purine-nucleoside phosphorylase activity
Source: RefSeq, a predicted model, not a curated record
GUGACGACACCGUCGCUCUCCCCAGGGGCCGGUAAAACGGCCGCCUCUUGCAGGGAGAAGCGCAGUUCUCCCGGGAGAAGAAAGAGCGGAGGGUCCGGACGAGGAAAGCACCGAAGCCCCCAUCAGCCAGAAUCCGAUAUGGAGAGAAGCGGAGAUGAAAGGUACACGUACGAAGAUUGCAAGCGGACGGCCGACUGGCUGCUGGCCCACACAAAGCUCCGGCCCAGGGUCGCCAUCAUCUGCGGCUCGGGCCUCGGAGGGCUGGCUGACCUCCUGAAGGAUCAAGUGGCCUUUGAGUAUGGCAAAAUUCCCAACUUCCCUGAGAGCACAGUUGUCGGCCAUGCCGGAAGGUUGGUGUUUGGGAGCCUCAGUGGAACUCCAAGCGUGGUGAUGCAAGGGCGCUUCCACAUGUACGAAGGGUACCCGCUCUGGAAGGUGACCUUCCCGGUCCGGAUCUUCCGUCUGCUCGGCGUGGAGACCCUCAUUGUCACCAACGCGGCUGGGGGGCUCAACCCCGAAUACAAAGUUGGGGACAUCAUGGUGAUUCGCGACCACAUCAACAUGCCGGGCUUUGCUGGGCAGAACCCCCUGGUGGGGCCGAAUGACGACAGGUUUGGGGUACGUUUCCCGGCCAUGUCGGAUGCCUACAACGAAGACUUGAGGAAACUGGCCCACACGGUCGCGUCGGAGAUGGGCUGCUCCGGGUCGGUGCGCGAGGGAGUCUAUUGCGCCUUGGGCGGUCCCAACUACGAGACCAUCGCCGAAUGCCGCUUCCUUCAGCGCCUGGGCGCUGAUGCCGUGGGCAUGAGCACCGUCCCCGAGGUGAUUGUUGCCCGCCAUUCCGGCAUGCGCGUCUUCGGUUUCUCCCUCAUCACGAACAAGGCCGUCCUCGACUACGAGAGCACGGAGAAGGCCAACCACGCCGAAGUGCUGGAGGCCAGCCGCCAGAGCGCCCGCACCCUCGAGAAACUGGUCUCCCUAAUGGUGCAGCGCAUUGAGCGCAACAACAACUUGGCCUAGUGGUGCAGUUUGCGCUGGCCCCCUGCCGAUCUCUCGCCAGCAACGUCUUGCCAAGUGGGAGACCACACCCCGCUUGCCGUCUUCUGAUGGAGGAUCGUGCGCGGACCAGGCGGGGAGAGCAUGGCGACUGCCCCGUCCUCCCUGCCCCCCGAAAUAUUCUUCCUUUGUCGAAUCCUGCUGCUGAGUCCUCUACUGUCCAGACGGUAGUUGGAAACGUCGUUCCGCUGCAGUACCUUGACCGUCUCUGGCUGCCCGAGGGCUGCGCUGCUGUUUGUGUUUCUGAUCUCUAGCCUCUGAGACGGUGCCGGUCCAUCUUUGUGUGUUUGAGUGUGAGUCUUUCUCUCGUCUCUCCCCUCGUAUUUCAGGAUUUUGUGUACAGCACUUAGGUUUCCCUCCUCGUAAUCCCUGCCAGGGCGGGAAUAAGGUUGCCAGUUCCGGUCGUCUUUGAUCUUACGGGCCUCUUACUAAUUUACCUCUUUCAUGGCACUUCGCUUUUUAAAGGUUGAGUUACAGAGAGCGGGCUUCUGAAACCCUGAAAGCUUCCGUUUCAAAAUGGCCGCUCUCUCGUCAGCAGGUUCCUCAGCUAGAACCUAGCUAAUACUGUGCUGCUCGCUUGAUCGUGAAGGCCAGGAUUUCAGUCCCUUGGAUGUCAGGAUGCUCACUUUGCCUUGAGGCGUCCUUUGUAGGAUUUCUGGUUGAACUCGAUGGGCCUUUGGCCUGACCCUGCAGGCUCUUAAGUUUGCUAGGAAAUGGCUUCUUUGUCCCCCUCAGAGAUCAGUACUUCCCCUCAGAUCAAGCAAUGGCCAUUUCUCCUUCCAGGAUUUGUGUGUGUUUGUCUUCAUUUAGUCCCCUUGUUCGUCUGUUUAAAGACUCUUUGCCUCUCCAUAACUGUUGCCUCUUCUCGGCUUCCUCUAGAAGGGCUUUAUGGAUGGAAAUGGUAAGGAACUUUUGUUCACUCGGAACACAUUAAGGGGCAGCCGGUCUUGCUUUGCCCCCAAACAUAUCAGCCCCAAAGGUGGCUAACGUUUGGACUCUAAAUAUCCAAUGAAUUACUCAUCUGCGCACAAUAAACCACCAAGGCCUCAAUCUCACAAAGAGGAGCAGAUUGGGGUAGCAAGCUUGUGUUUGGAUCAGCUUCAAACGGCAGGUGCGCAGCUGACACGACAGAAUGCCCCUCCAUGCGUAAACAAUCCCUGCAUGUGGAAAGCUAGCUCAUCAUGGAGUUAGCUGGCCUAGAAUCCUGACCUGCUAGUUUUCUAUAUGCAAUGAUAUUUUUUAUUUUUUACUAGUUUGCACAGAGGAGCAUUCAGCGACGGAAGCCUGAAACAGCUUUGCUACCUCUACCCCUUUGUGACAAAUUACUCCCAAGGUCCUGCUGUCUAUGUGCCCAUCUCCAGCCUUUUUUAAACAAAAAUAUUAUUAAGUGAAUGGAGUUGGUUUUAUGUUGCCACCCCUCUAGG